Molecule: messenger RNA, 315 nt
Organism: Funneliformis caledonium
Lineage: Eukaryota; Fungi; Glomeromycota; Glomeromycetes; Glomerales; Glomeraceae
Source: the annotation of a GenBank genome assembly
AUGUUAUGGAGGGAAAGUUCUUUCAUUCGAGAUAUUGCAUUCGGAGGAGGAUUUUCAAUUGUAUGGAUAAUCGCCGGUUUAAUAAACAUAUACGCGUAUUAUCAUGCACCAGAAUUAACGUGUCCCGGUUAUUCUACAAAAAAACAUCCAUCAACACAAUCUUCACAAAUUCCAUGGGAAUUACAAUUAAAAUGUAAAUUAUAUUUGUCAAAUACUGCUUUAGCUUGGUUAAACGUUGUAAUAUUUUUUUUAUCUACUGCAUUAUAUUGGAAAUUAUUGAUCAAUAGAAAUAGAGAAGUACUUAUAAUGCCAUAA